This is a messenger RNA of Beauveria bassiana ARSEF 2860, 3030 nucleotides long. RefSeq names its product histone deacetylation protein Rxt3. Lineage: Eukaryota; Fungi; Ascomycota; Sordariomycetes; Hypocreales; Cordycipitaceae. The transcript has a single exon. The coding region runs from base 1 to 3030 and encodes 1009 amino acids. The record is from RefSeq and is a predicted model, not a curated record.
AUGCCGCCUCCCAACCGGACACCUCCGCCGCACUUGGGGCAACAGCAGCAGCAGCAUCAACCACCGCAUCACCAGCAUAGUCACAGCUCUGGGAGUUAUGGACCACCACCACCGAGGCCGCCCGCUGGUGUAGCGCCGCCGCCGCCUCACGGCUCCUUUGGCUCGGGUAGGGAUUUGCCCGCGUUCAACGCACUUACGCGAUCCUCACCAGGUGCAGGCAGCUCCAUGUCGAUUUCGUCGAUGCUGGGCGGUCCGCCCCCGGCCUCGCGCGAGUCGCAGCCUCCUCCGCCACACUACUCGCCGCACUCUGCUCCCCCGACCGCAUCGGCCUCUCAAUACGGCCCUUCUGUUCAUGCCUCGCCUCGCAUGCACUCAGCCUCUUCCGAUUAUAACCCCUUUCGACGUCCGCAGACGCCAGACCACCAGCGAAACUACGAUCCACGCGGUAGCGCCGCACCAUCGCCUCGAGGCCAUUACGCGACCACACCCGAUGUCCAAAGAUACAGCACGCCGCAAUCUUAUCAUGCCAGGCACCCAUCAGCCCCUGCAGAAACUGGGCGCGACCCGGGCAGGGUCUCGACUGGUCCUACCAACACGCCUGGCAACCAGCCAAAGCCCUUUAGCAACCUUCCGAGACCGAUCGAUUUGGCCCGCGCGCCGCAAGACGACCGCUACGUACGCCUCGAUGAACGACAUGGCGCAGAUUACCUAGACCGUGCCACGCAGCGACAUUAUCCUUUUGAUGACCGAUAUCGCUUGGAGCGAGACAGACAGCCCGGCCCCGACCAACGAGAGCGGGAGGCCAGAGAGCAUGCAUAUGCUGGUGGAGAACCGCGCCACGGCCCGCCAGAGCUCAACCCCCGAAAUCAGUCAUCCUAUCCUAGGCAUCCAGAGCCAACCGAUCGACGCGAACCGCCCCGAGACCAACACUGGGCUCAUCAAGGCCCCGAACACAAUUAUCGCGCCCCCAUGGACCAUCAGCGUGCCCAUCCCGAAUACCCUCCCGCAUCUGGGCCUCACCAACCUCAUGGCUCUGCUUACCAAACAGCGCCGCCGCCGCAGCAUCAAGACCGCUACGCACCCACCUCGCAUCCUCAUCCCCAUUCUCAAGCCUCCGCAGCUGCCUCUACACAGCCCUACGACUCACCCGAACGAGUUCCUCUCGACCGCCAGCCUCCUGCCGGUCGCGCUCGUGAGGACCAGCACCAGCAAAUUCCUCCUGGGUAUCACAACGCGGCGCAUGGCCCCGCACCGUACGACGCCGCACGGCAGAGAAACGGAGAUGACCAGAGCAGUCAAAUCCAUCAGCGCAACCUUUUGGGCGUACAGGACAUGAACCGCAAGGGACGCAUGUCACCCCUCCCGCAGGCUGUGCAAGGCGCCCAACCCCAGCAGCCAGGACCCGCUGGUGAGCCAGGCAUCAAGAGCGAAUUUGGACGCAUGUUUGCUGGCAUCGGUAGUGGAGUGGGCAACAUGGGAGCCUCCAAUCCUGUUACAUCUGCGCCCAGUGGGCAGGCAGGUCCGGGGGCCUUGGGCAAGGACGAAGACCAUGCUGCAGACGGUACCAAGAAACCAAGACGAAGGAAGCUGAAGGAUGACAUUGAUAGACCCGACGAUGAGAGCACCGGAAGACGGACUCCAGUUGGUCGCGGCGCUAAGCGCGUCAAAGGCCAUCACCAUCAUCAGUACGUUUCUCGUGGCAUCAUGUUUGCAAUCUUCACUAACGCCCACUCUAGUCAUCACCAUCACCAUCACGCUCCCGAUUCAGUUUCUUCACCAUUGGUCGGGAUAACGCCACUGAAAAACGGCAAAUCCAACACACCUUUGGACAAUGGAGGAGACAAGACCACGGCCGCAACACAUCACCACCACCACCACCAUCACCACCACACCGGUCGAUCUGCGCAGAGUUCCACCCCUCAACCCAAGCCCGCCGAAAUACAAGCUCCCGUUAUGCUGCCAAAGACAAAGACAACCGUGUCGUCCAAGGCUGUGCUGGAUUCAAUAGCACACAAAACUCGACAUCAUCUGGGCGACUUUGUCUACGAAACGGAAAUUAAGGCCGGAAGACUUGUACCCAGAGCGUCCACAAACCGGGGCUUUGCUUCCCAGCCCAAGCCGUUACCGCUCGACCGCAUCAAGGGCAAAGAGAAUAGCAUCUUGACCAUCAAGGUUCCCCGCGUGCAUCUCACGCCUGUUGCAAGAGAGGAGAUUACCGCCAGAGCAUUUGUGUGGGGGACCGACGUCUAUACCGAUGACUCUGAUGCCGUCGCGGCCUGCAUUCAUUCCGGGUGGAUCAUGGGAGAAUGGACCGAAGACGUCGAUACUUCCUUGUUUAGUUUGGACAAGGCUGACGGCGUCAAGGAGACUAAGAAGCCCAAAGUACCCGUCGAGCUAACGUCCGAAGGCGUCAUCUCGGCGCCCCCCAAAUCCGGCCCGAUGCCGAUUCCUGCAAACCGUGACUUGCACAUUAAUGUGCUCAUCGUGCCGCGUCUGGUCAAGUACGCCGGGUGCACGAGAUUCGGCCUCACCAGCCGCGAGUUUGGCGGCGAAUAUGGCAGCCGCCAUGCCGUACAUGACGGCGUCAGCUACAUGAUCCAGAGUGUCCGGUGGGUGGCGAAUGGCGGGCAGCCGCAAGCGCGACUGCGCGGCCAGGCACGACGAGACCGCAUGCGCAAGGCCAUGAUUGAGGUCAAUGCCAGCCUUGGCAACAUUAGCAGCCAGGAACGAGCGCUGGAAAGGGAACGCCUCGGCAAAUUACGCAGUGAGAUUUCGGGCAGCUGGUGGAAGCAGGCCGAAGCGGAGGAGGGCGGUGACGGCGAAAAUACGAGCGCUGCCGUUGCUCAAGAUCCGCCAACUGGGGCAGAAGCUGAUAAGGAGAAUCAAGCAACAGCUGUCAAUGGCAAGGCGGCUGCUGGUGCCGUGGUUGUAGAGCUCACGACAUCGUCUGGCGACAAGGAUGUGGACAUGGGCGAGGGCGAGGCGAGCAAGCCCAAGGACGCGGAUGAAAAGGGCCAGGUGGCGGCAUAG